AUGUCUGACAAGCGAAUUUCUUUCAAGGUUGAUGGCGAGGUGCAAGGUGUCAACUUCAGAUCGUUCACGCAGAAGCAGGCCAAGAGCAUUGGCGUCACAGGUUUUGUGUCCAACGCUUCAGAUGGCACCGUCCAAGGGGAGGCUCAGGGCAGCGAGGAUAAGAUCAAGGAGUUCAUCCAGCACCUGAACAAGGGUCCGUCUGCAGCGUCUGUGUCGGGUGUUGAGCAUAACGAUAUCUCAUCUAAGAGUGGAGAAAGUGGCUUCAACGUCCAGUAG
This is a messenger RNA of Ascochyta rabiei, 276 nucleotides long. Its product is annotated as Acylphosphatase. The coding region runs from base 1 to 276 and encodes 91 amino acids. NCBI's taxonomy places the organism in Eukaryota, Fungi, Ascomycota, Dothideomycetes, Pleosporales, Didymellaceae. The transcript is spliced from 5 exons. The record is from RefSeq and is a predicted model, not a curated record. Gene Ontology annotation, molecular function: acylphosphatase activity.